AACUUCCGGGUCAAGUUCUUCCUGUGAAAUUUAAAGUUUUCUCAUCGAGCGUGAGUACCAGUCAGACCGCUGCAGGCUAGUAAUGAGUCAUAUUCGCGAUUUUUGGACAUGUGGACCCACCUGUGCUCCUGAUGUUACCUGUCAAACAUGUCCUGUCGACACGAACACUGUGGCACGUUAGGGGGCGCUGCAGUUUGUCAGGGAGCGUGGAUGCUGAUCAGGUCAGGACUCUGCUGCAGCUCUGUGUGGACAGAUACUACGUCUCACCCGGUCACACAAACUUGGAGUUGUUCCGCCGUGGUAUGAGCUGUAGCUUUGGGCCUCUGGGCAUGGAGCUGAGGAGGAACCUGCUGGAACAGUGGUGGCGCUCUGUGACCACCUCCAGAGCUCAGGUGUUUGGGAUAAACACUGUGAGCAGCAGCAGGGACACAGACACUGAUGGAGGAGGAGGAGGAGGAGGAGGAGGGAGGAGGAGGGAGGAGGAGGGAGGAGGAGGAGGAGGAGGAGGAGGAGGAGGAGGAGAACUGAGGAUGGUUGAAGCUGAAAGACUUAAACAAAUAAUUGGACAGGAAGAGCUGAGUAAGGAGCAGAUCAUCCAGGAGGUGCAAACGCUCCUUCACAGGUCCCCAUCUGUGAGAACUAACUUACUUCAAGGUGCCUUGGAGCAGUUUGUGCCGUUGUUGGAGCUGGUGAACAGGAAGUUGCCCUUUGGCCUGGCUGAGACCAAUCUGUGCUUUCAGCCUUCGGAUGGUUCUGGUUGUCCUGCUGAAGUCACCCAGACGUCUCUGGUGUGGUUCUGCUCUCCUCGCACAUCUCCACAGUGGCUCGAUCACUGGGCUCGACAGAGGCUGAAGUGGUGGAGAAAAUUUUCACUGUCUCCCUCCGACUUCAGCAGCAGUGACGUGCCGGAGGGAGAACUUGUGGUGGCAGCGUCCCGCGGUGUGAGAAUCGUCUAUAAUUUCCCGUGGGGACAAGAGCCACUGGAGAUGCUGUGGAGCCGAGGAGACACUGAGCUGCUGCAGACACACAAAGGUGUUCGAUCAAAACUUCAGUGUCGAAAUGAACGCAAGUCAGUGCCUCAUGUUGUUUCUCUCACCGGGAACAUGGAUCGUGGCAUGAUGGCCUUUUUGUCCAACUCACUGCAGCUGCAGAAGAAAAGAGACAGCAAACAGAGGCUGCACCAGAGAAAAGUUCUGAAGUUGAAUCCAGUGUUGGCUCCAAUAAAAGUGGCUUUAGACAUUGGCAGAGGAGCUACGAUGGAGUUAAGACAGGUCUGUGAAGGCCUUCUUCAAGAGUUUAUGGAGUCUAAAAUCACUGUGUGGCCUGGGUACCUUGAAACUAUGCCAACAUCAAUGGAGCAGCUUCAUGCCAAAUACGAUGAGAUGGGAGUGCUCUUCACUGUGGUGGUCAGUGAGAACACCAUGGAGAGUGGCCUCCUCCAGGUUCGCAGCAGAGACACCACAAUCAAGGAAACCAUGCACAUCUCUGAGAUUAAGAACUUUAUCUCUAGAUAUGUUUCUGCUGCAGACAAAAUCUGAAGAGACAUACUGUGAUGGCACCCAGGAUAUUGUGCUGCCUCAGUGUCCUACAGAGACAUCCUUGUGAUAAAUAUUUCCUCUAUCUGUAAUGUUUUAUUGAAUAAUAGAUGGUUCAGUGUGAUCCAGCCAGGAACUGUGGAUGUGUUUGGCUGGCUGGCCAUUCUGUACCAUAUCUGAUAAACUGAGAGACUCCUAUCAUUACUGGUCAAAAUGGCAGUAUGAGACAUGGACAGUUUAUGUUCAUGUGCACAAAACCAUUGAGCAUGUACUUGCCAGAUGACGCUGAUUCUGAUGAUGAUAUCCCUCAGCCCAGUUUCAGUACAUUCAAGCCAAAGGGUGGAUCAUUUAUGACAAGGCAGGACAAUUUAUAAUUUUCAAAUCAUAAUCACAAUUUGAAACAAUGCGAUUUGCAAAUCACAAAGGUUGCAAUUUAUUUU
This is a messenger RNA of Solea senegalensis (Senegalese sole), 1975 nucleotides long. RefSeq names its product polymerase (DNA directed), gamma 2, accessory subunit (gene polg2). The transcript is spliced from 10 exons. Gene Ontology annotation, biological process: mitochondrial DNA replication. The coding region runs from base 132 to 1538 and encodes 468 amino acids. The record is from RefSeq and is a predicted model, not a curated record. Lineage: Eukaryota; Metazoa; Chordata; Actinopteri; Pleuronectiformes; Soleidae. Gene Ontology annotation, cellular component: cytoplasm; mitochondrion.